Molecule: messenger RNA, 744 nt
Organism: Porites lobata
Lineage: Eukaryota; Metazoa; Cnidaria; Anthozoa; Scleractinia; Poritidae
Source: the annotation of a GenBank genome assembly
ACACCUACUCCACGACCCUAUCCCGAUUACAGCAAACUUCCUGACUUUCACUACCUACCAGGUACGAAAACACCAACGACUGGCCGCAAACCUGAUGAUUAUCAGCCUAGAGCUCAAAUAAAACAGAUGUUCCAAGAGGGUACGCUCAAAGCCGGGGAUAAAAAUGCGAUCAAAGAUUUUUCUGAAAAAUAUAUUGUUUCAGAAAAGCUAGUUGCAGACUAUAUUGAUCAUCUGACUGACAUUGAACUAAGAAAAGAUAAGCGGCGAACAGAGAAUGACAGAAAGCGUACAGCAAGAAAGCAACAGGAAUACAAUGACAUUGACUGGGAAGAUCUUUAUAUUAUCACAAAAACCAAUUGUCAACCGUAAAAGUAGGUAAACUUGAACUGUAUAUUAAUCAUCACAAUAUUCUAUUUAAAGGGAAGAAAGAUGAGAAAGUGAGGGUUGUGAAGGCUCAUAUUGGCAGUAAGAUUUUGACUUCAAUUAUGCAGGAAAAACAGACAAACAUUCCUCUAGCCUCUGACUCAAAUCCAGAGUUUGACAGUGACAGUGACAGCGACGGGGUAGAGGGCAUUGUUGGAUCUUCUAGUAACUCUUCAGAGCUUAGUGACUCAGGAGAUCAGGCAGCGGAUAGACAACAGCUGGAACAAGAAACCAUACCUGAGUCAAGUACGUCACGAUACGGACGGAAAAGGACACGAGUACUCCGAGAAAAUUAUGUGCCAUGGAAUAAUAUACAUGUAG